This is a messenger RNA of Amorphotheca resinae ATCC 22711, 1095 nucleotides long. RefSeq lists its product as hypothetical. The transcript is spliced from 4 exons. Bases 1 to 1095 code for a protein of 364 amino acids. The record is from RefSeq and is a predicted model, not a curated record. Gene Ontology annotation, molecular function: protein binding. Lineage: Eukaryota; Fungi; Ascomycota; Leotiomycetes; Helotiales; Amorphothecaceae.
AUGGGCUCUUUAUCUCAAUCAUCUAGCCCUUGGACAGAGAUGCCCAAGUGCAUCCCAAAGGAAAACUCAACCUUGACUUAUUGCGUAUAUACUAGCGACGUAUUUGCCAACGGGCGAGGAAUUUCAUUUUUUACAACUCCCUCGGUCGCGGAAAGAGUCGCAGCCCUCCCUGCAUUCACCAGAAAGGACCUAUACGAUAAAGUCAAUAUCUUCGACGACCCUCCGUGGGAGAUAAAAGUCAUACCGGGGCGCGGAAGGGGGCUCUUUGCAACCCGUACUCUUUACCGUGGAGACCGAAUAGUGGCUGCAACUCCCGUUGGAGUUUAUCUUUCCGAUGCGUUGGUUCCUGAUUUCAAACUUGGCUAUAUAUACCUUCACACGGCAUUCAUCCAUCUCCCCAAGCCCACUCAACAAUUAUUUCUGAGUGCUAUGGCAGGCUCCGAAGGAGACCCAAUCAUGGAAAGAGUGAACACGAAUGCCUUCUCUGGAGACUUUGAAGGCGAACCACACUUUCUCAUGUACCCGGAGACAGCAAGAAUGAAUCAUGACUGCCGCCCAAAUGCAAUGUAUUAUUACGAUCCCAAAACCCUCAUCCACUCCACGAUUGCAGCUCGAACCAUCGAACCCGGCGAAGAGAUCACCAUCCCAUACGAUAACAUUCUAAGACAACGUUCCGAGCGUCAAAAGAGUCUGAGUAAUUACUGGGGAUUCCAAUGCACCUGUUCCCUUUGCUCCAGCAGCGCCACCGAAACGGCCAGAUCAGACACCCGCAUUGCAGAAAUCAUAGAACUGCAAACAGAACUGGCAAACUGGUCACCAUGGUCCACUGGCACGCCAACCAAGGCCGAAAUGUUAAUCUCACUCUAUGAGGAAGAACAUCUGCAUGCCGCGAAAGCUACUGGGCAUACAUUCGCGGCGUUGGCGUAUAAUGCGGUGGGAGAUAAGAUGAUGGCGGAAUGGCAUGCGGAGCUGGCGCUUGAGGCAGGGAUGGUUAAUAGUGGGCCGAAUGACGAUGAGAGAGCGAUGAAGCAGCUACUGAAUGACCCGGAGGGACAUUGGAGCUGGAUGGCUCGGAAACAGACGAGGGAGCUUUAG